CUAUGGUGUAGUGGUUAGCACUCUGGACUUUGAAUCCAGCGACCUGGGUUCGACUCCCGGUAGGACCUUCUUUUUUUUCAUAGGUAGGCUAACCCAGCCCACUGGACGCUUUGCAAGGUGGCAAUCCAACGACACAGAUAAGCACAGCGACAUCAUUAAUCGCCACCUUAUUUGACAGUUAAAAUACUGUUUUGCUCCCGCGAAAAAGAAGCCUUCUCCCAUUUCUUUAUUGCUGUGAAGAACUGGAAAGGCAACACAAACAAUUUCACUUUCAUCAUCUGGGGAAAUUCAAGAAUGGUGAAGGAGACCGAGUACUAUGAUGUUCUUGGUGUCAGUCCUUCUGCUUCAGAGGAGCUGAUUCGUAAAGCUUAUUAUCUUAAGGCCAGGCAAGUUCAUCCAGAUAAAAAUCCCAGUGACCCUCAGGCUGCAGAAAGAUUUCAGGUUCUAGGUGAAGCUUAUCAAGUCUUGAGUGAUCCUACCCAAAGAGAUGCUUAUGAUAGGAAUGGGAAGUACUGCAUAUCAAGGGAGACAAUGAUUGAUCCUACAGCUGUCUUUGCUCUUCUGUUCGGAAGCGAAUUAUUUGAGGACUACAUAGGACAUCUAUCUGUGGCAUCAAUGGCUUCUUCAGAAUUAGCUACUGAAAUUGAUAAUCCUGAGAAACUACAUGAUAAAUUGAAGGAUGUUCAAAAAGAAAGAGAAGAAAAGCUUGCAAGAUUUCUCAAAGAUUUUCUCAACCAAUAUGUUCAAGGUGACAAGAUAGGAUUCCUAAAGCGUGUCGAAUCUGAAGCUAAACGGCUCUCUGGUGCAGCUUUUGGAGUAGAUAUAUUACAAACUAUUGGCUAUAUAUAUUCAAGACAAGCAGCACAAGAGCUUGGAAAGAAAGCAAUUUAUCUGGGGGUACCAUUCUUGGCUGAGUGGGUUCGCAACAAAGGCCACUUCUGGAAGUCUCAGAUUACAGCUGCAAAAGGUGCUUUUCAGUUGCUGCAACUUCAAGAGGAUAUUCGCAAUCAAUCUAAAAUGGAUGGAAGUAGCCAUGAAAAUGAUGUUGAAUCACAUCUACUCUCAAAUAAAGAGAUGCUGAUGAACUCAUUAUGGAAACUGAAUGUAGUGGAUAUUGAAGUUACCCUUGUACAUGUUUGUCAAAUGGUCCUGAGGGAAAACAAUGUUAAAAAGGAAGAACUUAAAGCUCGUGCCUCAGCAUUGAAAAUUCUAGGAAAAAUCUUUCAGCAGGAAAAGCAAAUACAAAACAGCACAGCAUCAAAAGGAAAAAUUGCUGCUGAACUUGAUGAAGAUGAGGAUGAUGAAGGGAGCAGUUCUAAUAGCAGCAGUGAAGAGGAUUCGCCAAGACGAAUAUCGUACCGAACUCCUUUACUUACUCAGGGCAUUGGUAGACUCUUCAGGUGCCUGUGUAAUCCAGCAUUUUAUGUGGACGAUGAAGAGAUUGUGUACAAAAGCAAGUAAUACAUAGCGUGUACAUAACAAAGGUCUCACGCUACGAGACUCGUGAGGAGCAAGAGAAAGUUGGCCAAGGCAAGCAUCUCGUUGAUGGGGAAAUUUUUGUUAUUGAUGGACAGAUUGGCGCAACCUAUAAAUUAUUCUGUUAACUUUUGCCAUUUCAAGAUAAGAAACCAUUCACAAUCACGUUAUUUGGUAUCUGCUACAUCAAAAUGGCUUGUGUAUAAAUUUAGAAAACCAAUUUGUUCAUUUCAUUCAAGAUUGUUGCCUUCAUGCCCAAAGGGGUUUAACU
This is a messenger RNA of Manihot esculenta (cassava), 1747 nucleotides long. RefSeq names its product chaperone protein dnaJ 10. NCBI's taxonomy places the organism in Eukaryota, Viridiplantae, Streptophyta, Magnoliopsida, Malpighiales, Euphorbiaceae. The coding region runs from base 295 to 1461 and encodes 388 amino acids. The record is from RefSeq and is a predicted model, not a curated record. The transcript is spliced from 11 exons.